AGUUAAAGACCAAUUGUUUGGGAGACUCCAAGUUCGAAUCCUGAUCGGGACAAUCAUGUUCGUAUCCUGGUUGAAACCGGACAAAAAAAAGUCAUUACAAACAAAUUUAGCAUGUGCUCUAUAUUCCCAGUGUCUGAAGAAUGUUAAACAUUGGAAAAAGUUUGAAGCACCAACACAUUUUAACUUAUUUAAUGAGUUCUGCUAAGGUAUUAUCCCACUCACAAGAUUCCUAAAAUAAUUCCGUAAGUUCUCUUUUGUCUGUUUGAAGGUUCAUUGCAAUGCAUAUAGACUAAAUCCAAGCCAGGUUACAGUAAAACUACUUUUGCACCUAGUCAUAGAUUAUUUAACACUUUUUUUUCUCUCUUAGUAUCACUUUUAAACUUUUUUUAUCAAACUUUAUAUUAUGCCAUUCAUUAUAUUUUUCACCAUCUCUGUACUAUUUCUCUUUUCAGUCUAUCAAUUUUUUAAUGAUUUGAAGUGCUGAAGUUUGUAGAAGAAUAAUGACUUUUGACUACACUGAUAAAUUAAGCAAUGUGGAUGUAGUGUCAGAUGAAACUCCACUUAUCUUCAAUUCAAUUGGUUUUCAUCUUCAUGGAGCUUCAACUAGCAAAUAAUAUCUUUUGCUCAAAAUACAUCAUUUUAUUUUUCAAUCAAUAUUUCACCCUUUUAAUACUACUGAUUGGAGAAACUUCAUUAAGAUUCUAAAAUUGCAGAGGCUACAUGACAAAGAAUCUCUAUAAUAUAAUGAGGGUUUGAGAAGAGUUUCAAAUGAUAUUCAUCCUAUAUAAGAUGAAUUAUCUUAGAAAGUGGAAUCUUUGAAUGCUUCAUUUGUCCACCAAUUAUCUAUAUGCUAAUAUGCUAUCUAUUCAUUCUUUACCAUUAUCAUAUUAUCAAGUUGUCAGCUCUAUGCACCUUCCCAUUAUCAUGGGAAGUUUCACUCCUCUUCUCGAUAUUCCUCAAAAUUUUGCAUGUUUUAAUGAAUCUUCUAGUGCUUCGGUUCUUUCUUCUUCCAAGAAGGAAAAUAAAAAUAGUUAGUGUUUCACCUCUAAUAGAACCCUGUGCAGAAUUUGCAUGUGCAAAUAUGGAGAAAAAUGUAUAUGCAUUGUUUCUGAUGUUGUUGAUAUGUACUCUUAUUUUCUGUCUCUCUGAAGGGCUUAAUGCAGAGGGAAAAUAUCUUAUGGAUAUUAAGGGGAAAUUGUUCGACAGAUACAAUCAUCUUGAGAAUUGGAAUUCAAAUGAUUCGACACCUUGUGGUUGGAAAGGUGUCAUCUGCAACAGUGACAUCAAUCCAUUGGUUGAAUCUCUUGACUUGCAUGCAAUGAAUCUCUCCGGCUCUUUAUCUUCCAGCAUUGGUGGUUUGGUUCACUUGUUUCAUCUUAAUUUAUCUCAGAACUCUUUCUCUGGUUUUAUACCAAAGGAGAUUGGAAACUGCUCAAGCUUGCAGGUUCUUACUCUCAACAUUAAUCAAUUUGAAGGUCAAAUUCCCGUCGAAAUAGGCCGGCUUUCGAAUUUAACAGAGUUGCAUCUUUCCAACAACCAGCUCUCGGGAUGUUUUCCGGACGAAAUUGGUAACCUUUCUUCACUCUCGAUAUUUACUAUUUACACUAAUCAUCUCAGCGGAUCCUUGCCGGCUUCUAUGGGGAACCUUAAAAGAUUGAUUCGGUUUCGAGCCGGACAGAAUAUGAUCUCGGGAAGUUUACCUCAUGAGAUAGGUGGAUGUGAAAGCUUGGAGUAUCUUGGUUUAACUCAAAAUCAGAUAAGUGGUGAAAUACCGAAAGAACUCGGACUACUCCAGAACUUGCAAUGUUUGGUCCUUAGGGAAAAUGAUCUUCAUGGUGCUAUACCGAAAGAGCUUGGAAACUGUACAAAUUUGGAGGUUCUUGCACUAUAUCAGAACAAUCUCGUGGAAGAAAUUCCAAAGGAGCUUGGAAACCUUGAAUUCCUAAAGAGACUAUACCUUUACAGGAAUGAGUUGACAGGAAAUAUUCCGAAGGAGAUUGGAAACCUUUCUUUUGCGAUUGAGAUUGAUUUUUCGGAGAAUCUUCUUACAGGAGAGAUACCGAUCGAGUUGGUUAAUAUCAAAGGCUUGCAACUGCUUCAUCUCUUCGAGAACAAGCUAACCGGCACAAUUCCGAAUGAGUUCACAACUUUGAAAAACCUAACUCAGCUUGAUCUUUCUAUCAAUCACCUCAGCGGUACUAUUCCGAUUGGAUUUCAGGAUUUGACCAAACUGUCCUCAUUGCAACUCUUCAACAACUCAUUAAAUGGUAGAAUUCCUUACGCGCUUGGAGCAAAUAGUCCACUUUGGGUGCUUGAUUUGUCGUUCAACAACUUAGUCGGAAGAAUUCCGAUUCAUCUUUGCCAACAGUCUCACUUGAUGAUGCUGAACUUAGGAUCAAACAAACUCGCCGGAAAUGUACCUUAUAGAAUUACAAGCUGCAAGUCUUUAGUGUAUCUACGCCUCUUCGGUAACAACUUGAGGGGCAAGUUUCCUUCGAAUUUAUGCAAGCUUGUAAAUCUUUCUACAGUUGAGUUGGAACAGAAUGAAUUCACUGGCCCAAUUCCUCCACAAAUUGGUAACUUCCCAAAUUUGCAAAGACUUCACCUUUCUAACAACCGUUUUUCGGCUGAAUUGCCGAAAGAAAUCGGUAACCUCUCUCAGUUGGUAUCCUUUAAUGUCUCAUCAAAUCAUCUUUACGGUAGACUGCCUACGGAACUUUUCAACUGCAGGAAGCUCCAAAGACUUGAUCUCAGCAACAACGGCUUCGUAGGUACUUUAUCAGGUGAGAUCGGAACUCUUUCACAGCUAGAGCUUCUAAGGCUCUCGAAUAACAAUUUUUCUAGUAAAAUUCCAUCAGAAGUCGGAAAACUCUUGCGGUUGACCGAACUACAAAUGAGCGAAAACUCAUUUUGUGGUUACAUUCCACACGAGUUAGGUGCACUCGCAUCCUUGCAAAUUGCACUUAAUCUCAGCUAUAAUAAACUUUCCGGCCAAAUACCUUCUCAACUCGGGAAUCUUAUUAUGCUAGAAUCUCUCCAACUCAACAAUAAUCACUUGAGCGCCGAAAUUCCAAACUCCUUUAACAGACUCUCUAGUUUACUUUCUUUCAACUUUUCAUACAACGAUCUUUUCGGCCCUUUACCUUCUUUACCUCUCUUUCAAAACUCCACCUUCAGCUGCUUUUCAGGUAACAAAGGACUAUGUGGAGGACUUCUUGUUCCUUGUCAAAGUUCAACAUCUCAUUCCCCUCCAAAUAAACUAGGAAAAAUUCUAGCUAUAGUUGCAGCCAUUGUUAGUGGAGUUUCAUUGAUUUUAAUUCUGGUUAUCAUAUAUCUAAUGAAAAAUCUCACUGUGCCAAACCAAGAUAUAGUUAAACCGAAUUCUCCAAAUGUUUCAAACAUGUACUUUUUUCCGAAAGAGGAGUUGAAUUUCCAAGACAUGGUUGAAGCCACCGAAGAUUUUCAUUCCAAAUACGAAAUCGGAAAAGGCGGCAGUGGAACUGUGUACAGAGCAGAUAUAUCAAAUGAUCCUAAUCAUAUAAACACAAUUGCUGUAAAGAAACUUACAUCAAACAGUAACAGCAUUGAUUUAAACGGUUGCUUCCGCGCUGAAAUCUUAACUUUGGGCAAAAUAAGGCAUAGCAAUAUUGUGAAGUUAUACGGUUUCUGCAACUACAGCGGCUCUAAUAUGCUACUUUAUGAACACAUGGAAAAGGGUAGUUUAGGAGAGUUACUUCAUGGAGAAUCUUCCUCUAGUCUUGAUUGGUAUUCCAGGUUUAGGAUUGCUCUAGGAACUGCACAAGGACUAUCUUAUUUGCACCAUGAUUGCAAGCCGAGGAUUAUCCACCGCGAUAUCAAGUCCAAUAACAUACUUAUUGACCAUGAAUUCGAAGCUCAUGUUGGUGAUUUCGGUUUGGCUAAACUUAUCGAUAUCUCAAAGUCGAAGUCAGUGUCUGCAGUUGUUGGCUCUUAUGGCUACAUUGCCCCUGAGUAUGCAUACACAAUGAAAGUCACAGAAAAAUGUGAUGUAUACAGCUAUGGAGUAGUGCUAUUGGAGUUACUAACAGGGAAGAAGCCAAUCCAGUCAUUGGAUCAAGGUGGUGGUGAUCUUGUAACAUGGGUGACAAAUCAUAUCAACAAAUAUUCAUUGAAACUAGACAUCAUUGAUCCAAAAUUGGACCUACUAGAUGAAAUUGAUGUUGCUCAAAUAUUUGAUGUCUUGAAAAUUUCUUUACUUUGCACCGACGCGUAUCCUUCUAGACGACCGACCAUGCGUAAGGUUGUUGCAAUGCUUACAAGCUCUAGUAAAAGGAAAGAGCAAUCUUUGUUCUCUCCAUGUCAUGAAUCAAGUAAUGUUGAAGAAUGAUCUCUUUGUUUUUGUAUAUAAGUUCUUGAAUAAAAUUUGUAAAAUAAUGGUUGGUCUUUAAUGUAAAGUUUAAGUUAUUUGUUGGUGGGUGUUUCUGACCCAUGUGAUUUUAAUUAAAAUGAAGUAAUUUUUUUUCUUCAAAUUAUUAACUAAUUUUAUCU
Molecule: messenger RNA, 4527 nt
Organism: Vicia villosa (hairy vetch)
Lineage: Eukaryota; Viridiplantae; Streptophyta; Magnoliopsida; Fabales; Fabaceae
Product: probable leucine-rich repeat receptor-like protein kinase At5g63930
Exons: 2
Coding region: 848-4366 (1172 amino acids)
Biological process (GO): protein phosphorylation
Molecular function (GO): protein binding; protein kinase activity; ATP binding
Source: RefSeq, a predicted model, not a curated record